AUGGUAUUACUCCGAGAGAAUUUUGUUUACCUACAGACCAUCGGUCUCUGGUCACCGGUUACCUGGCCAUCGGAUAGUUGGAAGUCGCGAGCUUACAGGCUUUACACGACUUUCCUAAUCACCGCGACAUAUUGGUUCGGCAUAACCGAAUCAAUCAGUUUGUUUACCAUCGUUAACAGCAUCGAGGAUUUCUCUGAUAGUUGUUUUAUGCUUCUGACAACGAUAGUUGUUUGUUUUAAAGUAGAUACGAUUUUGUCAAAAAAAUCAGAAAUUGUAGCAUUGAUCGAGGCGUUUGAAGUCUACCCACACAAGCCGAUGAACGCUGACGAGGAGAGGAUCCAGACGGAAUUCCAAGCUCGCAUCAGAUUAAUCUCCUGCAUUUGCGGUGGAUUCGUAGAGGUUUCUGCAUGGAUCAUGACAAUCUCCGUGUUCUUUCAAGAAAUCCCUUAUGGUGAUUUACCGUAUAAAGCAUGGAUACCUUAUAGCUAUUCGAAACCUGGCGUGUAUUGGUUCACAUUUUGUUUACAAUUACUUGUCGUUGUUUUUUUGGCUAACGUCGCUAUUGGGUUUGAUACGAUUAUAUAUGCUUUAUUUUUGCUGAUAUGUUCUCAGUUCAAUAUUUUGCUACAUCGAGUGACAAAGGCUAUUGAUGAAUUUCCUACUAACAACACAUCAAAAAUAGAUAUUUGUGAACGUAAAAUUAUCGAUUGCGUUGUAUAUCAUCGAGCUAUUUUCAAAAUUUCCGCCAAAAUUAAUUUGCUAUUUAGGAGGAUUAUCUUUGUCCAAUACACAGCGAGUACAAUCGUCAUAUGUUUCAGUGUCUUUAUGAUAUCGCAAGUGCCAUUGCUAUCUACAAAAGCUUUGUUUUUUUUCCUGUAUUUUAUAUGCAUGCUGACACAGAUUUUUGUGAUUUGUGCUCUAGCUGACGAAGUAACGGUUGAAUGUGAAAAUGUCAUAAUCGGUAUUUACAAUACGAAAUGGUACCACCUGACAAAUCGUACAAAGGGAUACCUAGUUCUGAUGAUGGUUCGCACAUUGAGACCAGUUGUUUUCACGAGUGGUCAUAUAAUAGUUCUUUCUCUCAAUUCUUUCAGCAAUCUUCUUAAGCGAUCUUACUCCAUCUAUACCGUGCUUCAGCAAAAUUCGAAGUGAUUGGUAAGGAGAAAUUAACGACGAAAGAG
Molecule: messenger RNA, 1181 nt
Organism: Diachasma alloeum
Lineage: Eukaryota; Metazoa; Arthropoda; Insecta; Hymenoptera; Braconidae
Gene: Or91
Product: odorant receptor 46a
Exons: 5
Coding region: 1-1152 (383 amino acids)
Biological process (GO): detection of chemical stimulus involved in sensory perception of smell; sensory perception of smell
Cellular component (GO): plasma membrane
Molecular function (GO): olfactory receptor activity; odorant binding
Source: RefSeq, a predicted model, not a curated record